AUGUUUUACAAUUACAAGAGUCUUGUGGGAUUAGCUACGUAUCAAGUCUGCGAUUCAUUACCAAUGACCUUUCAUUUCCAUCUUAAAUCAUGGGCAUAUACUGUCCAACAACUCGAAGCCUUGGGAGAUGCCAAUGGGCCGGAUGAUGCAAUCCUAUACGAGAGUAGAUCAAUGGUAUCUAUUCUAUGCUAG
Messenger RNA from Botrytis fragariae, 192 nucleotides. RefSeq lists its product as uncharacterized. Lineage: Eukaryota; Fungi; Ascomycota; Leotiomycetes; Helotiales; Sclerotiniaceae. The record is from RefSeq and is a predicted model, not a curated record. Bases 1 to 192 code for a protein of 63 amino acids. The transcript is spliced from 2 exons.